CCAAUGGACGACUGGUGCUGGUCGGAUCCGAGACGAUCCGAAGACCUCACGUCGGACAUCCCUCCUAGGCGGCGAGGGUCAUUGCGAUGUGUUUGACCGGGCGGGUACCCAGGUCGAGAGCGUUCCUACCCGGUCCCACGAAGGGACACUACGAUGAACCCGGCUUUUGCGAACAUAGUCGCCACGCCAGUGUUGAACACCCGUGACCGACCGUCCGUUCGAUGUCUGUUAUGCAUCAUCGGGUUUGCGUCUACUUGCAAAGAACAUGUAUUCUCUCCCAGAGAGACGGCGCAGCUACCGUUCAUGAGGUAGUUGUGCAAUGUCAGUCAGAGGCGCCAGUUGCCGUAUAUAAACUGGGUCUCUUUCUCCGCGCUAUCAUCCUCACCGCGCCUAUCCCCACCAAACCUAAAUGCCUCUCCAACUUGCCGAUAUCCCUUCGCACCUCUCAAUGGAAUUUCAUUCCCCCUCCAACGCCAUCGAGAAGGGUGCUACUAUCCCCGAGCUCUACGACUGGCACGCGAAGGAGAACCCCGACUACCCUCUUUUCUCCUACCAUGACGGCGAGAAGUCGGAGUACAUCACCUACUCUAGCGCAAACCGUGCUAUUGACCGCGUAGCGCGGUACGUCCUCUCUGGGCUUGGCCCUGUAGCCUCUACCGCCGAGCGCGGGGCGGCGAAGUUGCCGACGGUUGCGAUCUUCGCAAGGGCUGAUACCAUCACGUACUUCUGCACGGUUAUCGGCGUGUUCAGAGCCGGCUGCACCGCGUUCCUCGUUUCUCCGCGUAAUGGGGCCGCUGGCGUCGCGGAUAUGCUGCAGCGCACCGGCACGUUGCAGAUGUUCGUUUCGCAGGAUGCUACCAUGCGCGACCUCGCCCAGGACGCCCUCAGCCGUCUGCCGGAGGGCCACGUCACUCUGCGCGACAUGCCCGUCUUUGAGGACCUCUUCCCGACGGGCUCACAAGCAGGAAACCCUGCUUUUGAGACAGAAGUGGAGCUCCCGAAGAUGCACGAUGUCAAUGCAGUGGCGGCCAUCCUGCACUCUUCAGGCUCUACCAGCUUCCCGAAGACGAUCCCCUGGACGCAUAAACGUUUCCUAUUUGUUGGUCACGAAGCCCAGAGAGGCGGCGGCAGCGUGACUGGUACGAUCUGGGGCUGCCAUGCCACGCCCAUGUUCCAUGCAAUGGGUGCAAUUAUGAUUCCGUCCGCGCCUAUCUGUGGCUACGUUGUCGCCGCCUUCAAGCCGGCGACACCUCCGGUGUUCCCCACACCCGACAUUGUGUGGCGGGGGCUCGUUGCGAGCAGAGUGGACUUUGCCUUCACCGUCCCGGCUUUCAUUGAGGAAUGGGGGCGCGAUCCCGCCAAGGUUGAGGUCUUGAAGCACAUGCGCGGAGUAAUAUUCGGUGGCGCGCCGCUCAACCAAGAGAAGGGUGAUGCGCUGGCCGCUGAAGGUGUGAACCUAUGCUCCGCAUACGGCUUGACGGAAGUCGGGAACGUCAACCUCUUCUCCAGAUCGAGUCGGGGCUCGGACUGGGCAUAUUUCCUCCCUACUCCGUCGCUUGAGAUUGAGUUCCGCCCACAUGGUGACAACAAGUACGAAGUGAUAGUCUACUCGGACCCGGAGAAUCCUCUCCCCGCGGUCAACACGAAGAUCAACGGACGGCAUGCUUAUGCGACGAACGACCUCGUUGAGCCGCACCCGACAAAGCCGAACCUCUGGCGUGUAUAUGGACGUGCAGAUGAGCAGAUCAUGCUCUCCAAUGGCGAGAAGACGAACCCGUUGCCUAUAGAGAGCACCAUCAACGAGGAUCCGCACGUCAAGUCGUCCGCUAUGUUCGGGCGGGGCAGGUUCCAGAACGGUAUCCUCAUCGAGCCCGCGGAGGAGUUCCAAGUUGACGCGGCGAACGUGAAGGAGGUUGAAGCGUUCAGAAACAAGAUCUGGCCCACCGUCGAGCGCGCGAACGCAACGGCUCCCCAGCAUUCGAGGAUAUUCAAGGAGAUGAUCAUCGUGACCUCUCCCUUCAAACCCUUCCAACUCAACGCCAAGGGGGCGCCGCGCCGUGCAGUCAUCCUCAAACAAUAUGAAGAGGAGAUCGAGGAGUUGUACAGACAAAUCGAGGACAGUUCUCAGAGCGAUCUGCCAGCACCGUCCGUCUGGGAUCAGGCCAGCACCCUAUCUUUCGUCCGCGCCGUCGUAGAGCAAACACUACGCCGCACCAUCGCGGACGACGACGACAUCUUCCGGAACGGCGGUGACAGUCUGCAAGCGACCUACAUCCGCAACACCCUGAUUCGCGCGGUGCGCGACACAGACGUCAAAGCCGCUGCGCGUCUCCCGGCGAACCUCGUCUUCCAGGCGCCCACCGUAGCCGGCCUUACCGAUGUCGUCUACCGCGUUCUCCACGACGCCGAUGCUGCCGGCACAUCGUCGCGCACACCACAGGACCUCUGGAAGUACGUCGAGAAGUACUCUGCGAACUUCCCCUCGCGCCCGGCGUCCCUCGUCGACAGGUCAGCGUCCGCCAAGGACGUCGUACUGAUCACCGGGACGACUGGCGGGUUCGGGUGCGACGCGCUCGAGCAUCUGCUGCGCGACGAGAGCGUUGAGCGGGUGUACGCGUUCAACCGCGCGGGCUCAAACGCGCUCGAGCGGCAACACGCGCAGUUCCGCGCGAGAGGGCUGGACGAAGCGCUGCUCUCGUCGCCGAAGUUCAAGCUGAUCGAAGCGGUCCUGCACGAGCCCGGGUUCGGCGUUGAUCCGAAACUGCUCGACGAAGUGCGGCAGUCGAUCACGCACAUCAUGCACAACGCUUGGAAGGUCAACUUUAACCUGUCUGUUGCUUCGUUCGAGCCCGACAUCCAGGGCGCGCGAAACCUGGUCGAUCUUGCCAUCAGCUCGCCCUUCACGAAGGCGCCAACGAUCGUGUUCGUUGGCUCAAUAAGUGUCUUCACUCGCUAUGAGGGCCCCUCGCCCGCGCCCGAAGCAUCUUUGGAAGAUCCGACCUCUGCGUUUGGCUCGGGAUAUCCCGAAGGGAAGUGGGUGACCGAGCAUGUCCUGCAGAACGUCGCGAAGGAGAGAGGCGUGCAUACUGUGGCGAUGCGCCUCGGGCAGGUGACGGGAAACCGCGUGGGCUACUGGAACGAGAAGGAGUGGUUCCCCUCCCUCGUCAAGUCCGCCCAGUUCCAGCGCUGCCUGCCGGAUAUCGAGGGGAGCGUCUCCUGGAUCCCGGGCUACGAGGCCGCUAAGGCGUUCACGGAGAUGCGCCACUCGCCCCAUCCCUUCCUGCACCUCGUCCACCCGAAGCCGGUAUCCUGGCACACCCUUAUCUCCGCGAUCGCGAAGGAGUUCGGGAACGUCCCCCUCGUGCCCUACGACGAAUGGCUGUCCGCGCUGCAGGCGAGCGUCAGCGAGGGUGACGCAGCGGAGGUCGAGCUCAUGAGGGCGAACCCCGCCCUCCGCCUCUUGCCCUUCUUCCAGGCGGUCAAUCAGCACGCGUCUCUGGAUCGCGAGCCCCUUGGGCUCGUGUACCUGUCCACGGAGAAGUCGGCCGCUGUGUCCGGGGCGCUGGCUAAUCUGCCUCAGCUGGAUGCGGAGCGCGCGAAGGGCUGGCUUGCGGCUUGGAAGAGUGCUGGGUUUUUGUGAGCUGUAUGAUUAGGAGCUGCUUGGGAAGGGUCUCCCGCAUGUACUCCUUAUAGUCUAUCUCGUCUAACUUUCUGCAAUGUGCUUACGCCCUUGACUAGCAUGUACAUUUGUCUGAACUGUCGCCAAACACGUUCUGGUAGGAAUGAC
Trametes versicolor FP-101664 SS1 is the source of this 3787-nucleotide messenger RNA. Its product is annotated as acetyl-CoA synthetase-like protein. The transcript is spliced from 19 exons. Lineage: Eukaryota; Fungi; Basidiomycota; Agaricomycetes; Polyporales; Polyporaceae. The coding region runs from base 410 to 3640 and encodes 1076 amino acids. The record is from RefSeq and is a predicted model, not a curated record. Gene Ontology annotation, molecular function: phosphopantetheine binding.